Messenger RNA from Staurois parvus, 320 nucleotides. NCBI's taxonomy places the organism in Eukaryota, Metazoa, Chordata, Amphibia, Anura, Ranidae. The record is from the annotation of a GenBank genome assembly.
AGGGAUGCUAGUGUGUUACUACAUGCAUAUGUCCUAUUACUGAUAGGCAGAGCACAUGUUGGGGGCCAGUCCAGAGACUGUUGAUCAAGAUGUCAGACAACAGUGUUAAUGCGUGCAUGGAACAGCGUGUGGUGAUGACGUUUCUUGUGAACGAAGGCGUAAAACCCGCAAAUAUCUACAGAAGACUGCAAGCAUGGUACAACGAUGAAAUGCUCAGCCACAGUAAGACAUGUGAAUGGUGUAAAUGUUUCAAAGAUGGACGUACGUCCAUCAGUGACCAUCCCAGCCAUGGUGGUUCCCAGCCCACAGCAGUCAUUCCU